GGUCGUGAGCACAUCGCUGAAGAGUCAUAUAGUAGUGCAUCCAAUAUAACAAUAAUAAUCGUGCGGUGUUCGAUUUCGGGUUUUUCGAGAAAGAAUUCAAAAAUGGAACGAAACGCCGUUGUUCUUGUGCGUGCCGAUAAGUGUGUAUAAAUCAAGUGUGUUGACUUUGGUUUCCACAGACAUUUGAUUUCAUCUAACGGUGCUAGUGUAUAUAUUAUAUAUCCAUAUCGAAGAAUAGAGGUAUUUUCACCAUCGAAAUGGACUGGCAGCCGUGUAUUAUAGCAGGCCUGGUGUGUCUGCUCCUGCCAUCGCAGAUUUCCGUGGCCAAAGCCUGGAGUUUGCCAGCCCGCCAUUCAGCUCAACUGGCUUUAGCACCAGCACCGGUUGGCCGACGAUUAAAUGAGGUAUCACCAUAUCUGGACCUGGCCUUGUGCCCCAUUCGAGCGGAGCCCUGGACCUGUGCCCGCCAACAAUCCGGCCGAAUUCUGGACGCCUGGGACGGAGAGCUCCAUCUUCAGUGGCAAAAACUUAAAGUCGAGGCCGAUCGGCAGAUGAAUGCUACGAUCGAGAGACGCGGCUACAGCACCUCGGAAUUGCCCGUGAAAGAGAAGCCAUCGACGAUACUGAAGAAAAUUGAAAUCGGCACGAAUUAUAUGAAGAAAUACCUGGCUGAGUCCAUGGAUGGCUUCCUAGGUCGGGAAUACGAGUAUUUGCAGACACCGAAAGCUGCGGAUGAUGAUAGUGAAACCGAUCAGAGUGGAAAUAGUGUCGAAGAUGACGACGAGGCGGAUGCAGCGGAAGAUGCGAGCAAUGCGGCUGAGGAGGAAAAUGCAGAUGAUGAGGAGGCGGAUGGGGAUGCCAAUAAUGAGGAGGAGGACGAAGACGACGACGACGACCAGGAGGAGGAGGAUGAUGACUCGGACAGCACCGCGGAGCAGGAGAAGGAACCAGAGCCCCAAGCUGAGGCCGAAGACGAAGACGAGGAUGUGGACGAGGCGGUGUCGGCACCAGAAAGUGAAAAUGAAAAGGAAAAUACACCGAAUGUGUUCAGUGGUACUCCCGCUGCGCAGACUCAAAGCGAUGGGAAAAAUCCUGUAUUUAGUGAGGACAACACUUCCACAGGAGUCGAAUUCAUCGAACUCGAGGACGCCGAGGAAAACGAGGCGGGUGCACUGAAAAAACCGGGAGCUGGUAAGCGCAAGAAGAACAAAAAGGGCGGCAAGCGCAAGAAGAAGAACAAGAAGAAGGGUCAGGGUCAGGAAACACAACCAGCCACCUUGGUGGUGGUCCAGGCGGCGCCAGAGCACCACGAAGUGGAUUCAGGACACGAUCACGGAUCCUCGGUGAUUAGUCAUGGGAGCAGCGAUGAUGACGAUGAUCACGUGGGAAAACCCAUGAAGAAGAGGAAACAGAAGCGCCGCAUGAAGGGCAAGCGGAAGCGCAAGGGUCAACAGGGGUCAGCAGUGGUGGAGCACGAGCAGAGCGACCUGAGUCUGGGAUUGGGUCUCCUCGACGAACUCGCGGAUGCGGAUGACGUCUUCUCCGGAGUCGGCGGUGGAAAGCGCAAGCACAGGAACCCACUUAAUUAUGGUAGAAGUAACGGAGUGACCCGUGGCAAGAAGAAGAAGAAGAAGAAGGCCAUCGCCAAGUUUAUAAUGAUUGGCAGCUUCCUUAAAGCCAAAAUUGAACUGCUGCUAAAGAUUUUGGGCGCCCAUCUGCAGGUCAAGUUCUUUGCCAUAGCCCUAAUUGGUCUGCUGAUCAAUAUAGCUCGAUUCUGGAUCGAUGUGAAACGCGGCAGUCCGCCAUCUAAGGUUGUAUACGUUGAACAUGCCCACCAUCAGCACCACUACGAGGAUCAUGGGGACGACUGGAGCGAGCCGGGAAGCUACUGGAAGCGAUCCCUGCAGACGGAUCCUUCGGUCGAGGACGUGGACUCCUCCACGGACAGCUACCAAGUGCGCCAGACCCAACAGCAAUCCCAGGUCCAGGAUCCACACUAUCUGGCCUAUCGCAACCAGUACAACCAGUGGCAAUAGAUGGCCCACACCACACCACCCCACUGAACUCCAAACUCUGACCUCCAAUGGAGACAUAAUUUAUUGUAUUUAUUUUGAUUUACUUCGUACUACGAUGCUGAUUAUUAAAUAAUCCCUAAGGUCCUAGAGCAAAAUUAAUUUUAGCACAAUGAAAGAAAUGCCAGUAAACCAAUUUUAGCUUUUAACCCUUAGCCCCGAUAGUGCAAUGCCUUAAAUAUAAAACUAAAUUUUAAAUAAUACGCGUACCUUUAACGAGAAAUCGAAGAAUUGUUUUCGGAUACAUUCGCAGCGAUGAAACCAACUAGACUUAAGUUAUUUAUGCAAAUUAUUUAUUGUAUUCGUAUGUUAUAUGAUGCUUAUUAAAGAAAACAAAUUUUAAA
Molecule: messenger RNA, 2416 nt
Organism: Drosophila rhopaloa
Lineage: Eukaryota; Metazoa; Arthropoda; Insecta; Diptera; Drosophilidae
Product: protein IWS1 homolog A
Exons: 7
Coding region: 258-2036 (592 amino acids)
Source: RefSeq, a predicted model, not a curated record